Molecule: messenger RNA, 2852 nt
Organism: Priapulus caudatus
Lineage: Eukaryota; Metazoa; Priapulida; Priapulimorpha; Priapulimorphida; Priapulidae
Product: nucleolar protein 10-like
Biological process (GO): maturation of SSU-rRNA from tricistronic rRNA transcript (SSU-rRNA, 5.8S rRNA, LSU-rRNA)
Cellular component (GO): small-subunit processome; nucleolus; nucleus
Molecular function (GO): protein binding
Source: RefSeq, a predicted model, not a curated record
UGGCUAUCGGACAGAAAAAAACGACAACUGCAGAAGCAGGACCUUGAUGUUCGUCGAAGGAUUGAACUAAUCCAAGACUUUGAAAUGCCAGCGGUUAGCAACUGUGUGCAAGUAACACGUGAUGAACAGUACAUCUUGACAACAGGUGUUUAUAAGCCGCGGGUGAGAUGCUAUGAUGUUAAUCAGCUGUCAAUGAAGUUUGAGCGAUGUUUCGAUGCUGAGGUUGUUCAAUUUGAAGUCCUGUCUGAAGAUUACUCAAAGGUCGUGUUUCUGCAGUGUGAUCGCUACAUAGAGGUUCAUGCUCAGCAUGGAAAGUACUUCAGAUUGCGUAUUCCAAAGUUUGGUCGGGACUUGGCAUAUCAUUAUCCAUCGUGUGAUCUCUAUUUUGUUGGAGCCAGUGCUGAUAUAUUUAGACUUAAUUUGGAACAAGGGCGAUUCAUGACCCCACUCAGGACAAAUGCAUCGUCAAACAAUGUAUGUUUAUUCAACCCUGUCCAUCAACUUUUCACUGUAGGAACAAACGAGGGUAGAGUAGAGUGCUGGGACCCCAGAAUGAGAAGCCGAGUCGGCAUUCUGGAUUGUGCACUGAGUGGCAUGGAGGUAGACACAGAGGUAGAUGGCAUUCCAACGGUGACUGCACUGACAUAUAAGGACGGACUCACGAUGGCUGUUGGCACAAGUACGGGGCAGGUGCUGCUGUAUGAUAUCCGCUCGGAUAAACCGUUACUGGUUAAGGACCAUCAGUAUGGUUUACCCAUAAAAAGUAUAGCCUUCCACUCUGCUCUUGAUCUCUGCGUAUCCGUUGAUACACAUAUUGUCAAGAUCUGGAAUCAGCGCACGGGCAAGGCAUUCACGUCGAUUGAACCAGAGACGGAUCUCAAUGACAUGUGUGUCGUACCUAGGUCUGGCCUUCUGUUCCUCGCCAAUGAAGCUCCAAAGUUACAAACAUAUUACAUACCUGCAUUAGGACCUGCACCAAAGUGGUGUGGCUUCCUAGAUAACUUGACCGAGGAACUUGAGGAAAACCCAACCCCCACAGUGUAUGAUGACUACAAAUUUGUAACAAAGAAAGACUUGGAAAGCCUAGGUCUGGUGCAUUUGAUUGGUACAAAUCUACUGCGAGCUUAUAUGCAUGGGUUUUUCAUGGACAUCAGGCUCUACAAUAAGGCAAAGGCCAUAGCUGAGCCAUUUGCAUUUGAAGAGUAUAGAAAGCAGAAGAUCAGAGAGAAGAUAGAAGGAGAGAGAGCCAAUCGAGUUAUGAGAAAGAAAUUGCCAAAGGUCAACAAGCAGCUUGCUCAAAAGCUGUUGGAUCUGGACAGUGAACAUUCUGGAACAAAAACGAAAAAGAAACAGAAUGUUUCAAAUCUACUAAAGGAUGAUCGCUUUAAGGCAAUGUUUGAGAAUCCAGACUUCCAAGUGGAUGAGACUGCAGAGGAGUACAGACUCCUUAAUCCUGUCGUCUCAAAGCUGGAUCGCGAUAAGGCAAAGCGGAAGCAGAAGGAAGAGGACGAAGAGGAUAACAACCUGGAGUCCUAUUUCGAGGAGGUUGAGGAGAGAGCUGGCGAGCGCAGCUCGUCGGACGAUGACAGCAGCUCUGAUGAUGAGCACCAGUGGACGUCCGAGAUGAAGACGCAGCACGCGUUGCUACGGAAACAGGCCUACUUGGAGCGAAAGCGGGAGGACCGCGAGGCGCAGCUGAUGCCGAAGUUCUUUGAGCUGAAGUCUGGAGGCGACUUUGACGGACUGCGCGACGCGAGGGCGAAACGAGCCGCAGACCCCAGGGCCAGUCUUGCAGAAAGGCUGCGGAGUGACGAGAAUCUACAGGCGCCAUCUGCUGGCCACUCGGCUGGCAGCCAGGAAAUGACCUACACAUUAACAAAGAACCGAAAGUCAGAGGAGCGGCAGCGGGAGGCAGAGCUUCACCAUGCUGAGAGGAAGAAGCUGAGACGGUCAGCCCACGGCAUUGGCACAAAACCCAAGCCAAAGUUCUGGAUGGGCAAGCGAGUGCAGUAGCGUUGAAGGAUCUGCGCGACCGAUCGUUACACAGCGUGCAGGGUGUGAAUGCAACAUGGUGGGGUGCGAUGAACAAUGCUCGCUGCUGGUAGUAAUGACGCGCGACUCAUCGUACGCAUCCAGAUGACGAGAAUGUCCCGGCAAAAUUCAACAUCACGUGGAGGAGGUUGGGUCAUUUUCAUGCGCAAAAACCAUGGUAAUGUUUCGGAGAGAGUUAAUGUCACAUAAAGACAUGGAUGGCAAGUUGGGUAGCGUCUGUUCCUGGCUGUACCGUAUGUGUACCCUACCGUCCAAAUAAGCAGUGUAGCUGGCUGCAUCCUAGCAGCUUGUGCAGCACCUAUCACAGCUAUCCCAUGCAAGUAUGACAGCGUAGUGACGUUGUCAGCAAUCAGCACGUGAUAUAUAAUAUCACGCGUGACAAGAUUUGCAAGAAAUCGUGGCCGAUCCAACAUGAGUACAUUCAAAUGGUGAAAAGUUCGAGUUUCAUUUUAAACAGUGCAGGAUGCAGGUGCAAUAUUUUUUAUAACACCUUUCACAACUGCAGUAAGACAUGUGAAUGUGGUGGGACGUUUUAUGUAAAUAAUCUCUGCACAUUUCUUGUGUCUAUUAAUAUAAACUGUAAGUCAGAUAAAUAGUAAUACCGCAAUUGCAAACUUCCAGGAGAAGUAAUUAAACCAUGAUUACUUGCAUUAAUCAUCUUGUUUUAAUAGAUAUAUCUUGACUCUAUCAGAAGAUGCUUGUUAGGGAUAUUUACAGCACAUGUUCAUUAAACAUGUUAAAUAGUAUUGUGCUAUUUUCUUUUUUAACCAAUCAUUAAUAAACACUUAUAUAAAGCACAA